AUGGGGAACCGAAAAGCAGAUGGCUGUGGACAAUCACGAAAUUUGAAACAUUUAAUGACAGCAGCCACAAAAGUCACAAAAAUCUUUAAGCAUGAUUAUAUGAAAAAUAUUCCUCGUGAUGCAGGUCAUACACAGCUACAAAAUACUGUGACAAAUAGUCCAAAUGGAUUGCCUUUGCUAGAAUUCCUAGCUGUGGGUGAUGUAUGUAUAGUGAAUGAUGAAAUCGACAAUAUAUUUGUUAAGUGGGGUAUUU
Messenger RNA from Didymodactylos carnosus, 253 nucleotides. The record is from the annotation of a GenBank genome assembly. Lineage: Eukaryota; Metazoa; Rotifera; Eurotatoria; Philodinida; Philodinidae.